AAAAAAAGAAAACGUGGCCGCGGUUCAAGGUCGCUCGUCUGGACCAAGUUCGGAGCUCGUUGUUGCCGUGGUAAAAAAGAAGAGGGAUGAUCGAUGGUGAGAAUCGACUGGGCUAGUCACUGUGGCUUCGUACAGGAGAAGACAUCACCUUGCGGAGGAGGUGCCAGGACUCUACAUUCGGCGCCUAACGCUCGAAGAUCCCAGGAGGAGGGAACCGUCCAGUUCAAGGUCGCCAUCUCCGGCGCGCCAUAUCUGUCAUCCUCGUAGCGGCUGUGCGCGCUUAGCGCGAGGAUCAUCGAGCUACAAAUCUUGGUUGGAAAGGAUCCGAAAGGAGAGUCCGGCUUUCUUAACAAUAGUAUCUCUAGAGCUUCCGGAAUCGCCGAUUCCCUUAAUAGAGUCUCAAGCAAAUGCUCGUUGGAGACGUGAUGAGUCCAAUGAAGUCAUGAAAGACAAGGAUGAUAUCUUGGAUGAAUUUUUGAAGAGGGUCACAGAGAUUGAAAAGGAUAGGGAAAAGGAAGAUCGCGCAGGAAGAAGUAGCGUGUCCCGGAAAAGUCGUCGCAGUAGCAAAAAGGACAGCGAAUCUUUGGAAUGUACAAAAGCGCCAGCUACUCUCGAGGAAUGCACGAGAAACAUUAUCGAAGGGCGAAGCCGAGAAGAAUCGACCCGACCACAGGAUACUGGCGACGACUGCAUAUGCUCCGAAAUACCGAAGGAUUUACGAAUUAACAUUCGCAAGAAGACGGAGAUCACAUGUACUCCGUCGUGCACUCCAAGUCCGGAAGUGACUCACGCUAUUCGGAUUGCGAUGAAGUAUCACGAUCAGUCGGGAUGCAAAGUCGGAGACGACGAGAGUCCAGAGGAAGAGGAGGAAGAGGAGGAGCAGGAGGAGCAGGAGGAGGAGGAGGAGGAGGAGGAGAACGAAAAGCGAGCGGAGGAAGAAGCGGAGAAUGGCAGGAGGACGAAGAACGAGGGGAGCAAGAAGGAUCUUCAAGGUCCAUCGAACGCGAGGAAGGAAUCGGUGAAGCACGACGUUCGCUACGUCGCCGUUGGUGCGAACGCCACGUUGGACUUCACGCUAAAUUGCAAUAGCGUGCGACUCACUACUCGUGACACGAGUUUGAAGACAGCGUCAAGAGGUGAGAGGCGGGAGCGGCCGGAAACGCAAAGUUAGUUCGCGUGGGUUUCCUCUCAAAAGUGUGUUUCGCUCGAGAGCAGUUCUACACGAUGGAUGCUCCAUUGUGGCUUUAGAUAUACAUAUCGUAAAGCACAUAAUAGCUUGAUGAUUUCCCUACCUGCUCCCCUCGUGCUUUUAGCUUGUCAGAGUUUCUGUUCGCACG
Messenger RNA from Trachymyrmex septentrionalis, 1337 nucleotides. Its product is annotated as NAD-dependent protein deacetylase HST1-like. Bases 443 to 1171 code for a protein of 242 amino acids. The record is from RefSeq and is a predicted model, not a curated record. The transcript has 3 exons. Lineage: Eukaryota; Metazoa; Arthropoda; Insecta; Hymenoptera; Formicidae.